Aspergillus terreus NIH2624 is the source of this 924-nucleotide messenger RNA. Its product is annotated as MAM33 family protein. Gene Ontology annotation, cellular component: mitochondrial matrix. The transcript has 5 exons. The record is from RefSeq and is a predicted model, not a curated record. NCBI's taxonomy places the organism in Eukaryota, Fungi, Ascomycota, Eurotiomycetes, Eurotiales, Aspergillaceae. Gene Ontology annotation, biological process: cytosolic ribosome assembly. The coding region runs from base 1 to 924 and encodes 307 amino acids.
AUGCUCUCGCUGCGCACUCUCGCCCGGUCGGUGCCUCGCACCGUCUCCCGUUCCCUCGCCGUCUCCUCUCGUUCGGCCGUUCUGCGACCGGUCUCCUCUGUCCCCAAGUUCUCCUUCAACCAGAUCACGAAACCUGCCUGCGCUGCGUUCUCGACCUCCUCUAUUUUCCGCCAGGCUGCUGCUGAAGGUGAUAUUGAGCUCGUUGCGAAGUUGGAGGAUGAAUUGAAGCAUGAGAAGGCUUCCGGUCUGGAAGAUCUCGACAGCUCCGUCCAGAACAUCCAAUAUGUUCUCCAGAACAACUCCUGGGAGGUCAAGGACGUCCCUGGCGAGCAGGAGGUCGUGCUCACCAAGAAGUUCGGCAACGAGGAGAUCCGCCUCACUUUCACCGUUGCCGACCUUCAGAACCUGACCGAGCAGGAGGACUUUGACGAUGCCGCCCUCGACGAGAUGGAUUUCCAGUCCGGUCACCAGCCGGCCAACCAGGGCCGCUCCGGUAACGUGUCCCAGCACCCCGAGGACCGCGUCGCUCCCGCCGAUCGCGAGUUGGAUGACCUGGACCGCGACCUGGAGCCCAGCUUCCCCGCUCGCGUGAACAUCACCAUCGAGAAGCCCAGCACCGGCGCCCUUCUGAUCCAGACUGUCGCUCAGGACGGUUUGUUCCAGAUCGAGGAGGUCUCCUACUUCACCAAGCCCGAUCUGGCCUACGCUCAGACUGCCGAGAAGGACUGGGCCCGCCAGAGCCUGUACGCCGGCCCGCCCUUCGAGAACCUCGAUGAGGACCUGCAGACUUUCAUGGAGCGUUAUCUCGAGGAGAGAGGCAUUAACGCCGAGCUCGCCAACAUGAUCCCCGACUACAUCCAGGUGAAGGAGCAGAAGGAAUACGUUCGCUGGCUCGAGAAUGUCAAGAACUUCAUCUCCGCCUAA